This is a messenger RNA of Raphanus sativus (radish), 1111 nucleotides long. RefSeq names its product sugar transporter ERD6-like 12. Gene Ontology annotation, biological process: carbohydrate transport; transmembrane transport. Gene Ontology annotation, cellular component: membrane. Bases 1 to 978 code for a protein of 325 amino acids. NCBI's taxonomy places the organism in Eukaryota, Viridiplantae, Streptophyta, Magnoliopsida, Brassicales, Brassicaceae. Gene Ontology annotation, molecular function: sugar transmembrane transporter activity. The transcript has 13 exons. The record is from RefSeq and is a predicted model, not a curated record.
AUGUGGAAUGUUCCUGUAUAUAUCGCAGAAAUAACUCCUAAGAAUGUGAGAGGCACUUUUACAUUUAGCAAUCAGCUUUUGCAAAAUUGUGGGAUUGCAACCGCAUAUUACAUUGGAAAUUUCGUAUCAUGGAGAACGAUAGCCUUGAUCGGCAUUAUCCCAUGCUUGAUACAAUUUUUGGGUUUAUUUUUCAUCCCCGAGUCUCCAAGAUGGCUGGCAAAAGAAAACCGUGAUGAAGAGUGUGAAGCUGUUCUUCAAAAAUUACGAGGAAAAGAAGCUGAUAUUGUGAAGGAAACUCGUGAAAUCAUGAUUUCUGUUGAUGCUACUGCGAAUAUCAGCAUGCAAAGUCUUUUCAAAAGAAAAUAUACUCGUCAACUUACAAUUGGAGUAGGUGUGAUGCUUCUGCAGCAGUUAUGUGGAAGUUCAGGAAUAAGUUAUUACGCAGGCAGCAUAUUUGAUCUUGCUGGAUUUCCUUCUCGGAUUGGGAUGACGGUGUUGUCUAUUGUCGUGGUACCAAAAGCUUUAUUGGGUCUGAUCAUUGUGGAUCGAUGGGGAAGACGACCACUUCUGAUGGCAUCAGCUUUUGGGAUAUGUUUAAGUUGUAUCACUCUUGCAUUAGCGUUUGGAUUAAAAGGUGUCCCUGGCGUUGUAAAUUUUACUCCCACAAUGGCAUUUAUUGGAAUAAUGACAUACGUUAUGAUGUUCGCUGCUGGACUAGGAGCGUUACCAUGGAUUAUAAUGUCCGAGAUAUUUCCGAUGGAUAUGAAAGUAGUAGCUGGGAGUUUAGUAACCAUAACAAAUUGGUUUACCGGUUGGAUCGUCAGCUACUGUUUCAAUUUUAUGCUUAUUUGGAGCCCUACCGGGACCUUCGUUGUAUUCGCUAUAAUAAGUGGAUUUACAAUUGUAUUUGCAUGGUGUUUGGUACCUGAAACUCGAGGAUUGACGUUAGAAGAAAUCCAACUUCCACGCGAGAGUUGAUGAUCCCAGCUGCUAUACGACACAAACAAUAUAAAGCUAUUAAUGUCUAAAUUCACUAUGAAAAUAAAUUAUAUGUAUAGGAUCAUGUACUCGUUCAUGAUAAGAUCUUCUCCUCUCUCUCUUUUUUUAACGA